Molecule: messenger RNA, 1331 nt
Organism: Nycticebus coucang (slow loris)
Lineage: Eukaryota; Metazoa; Chordata; Mammalia; Primates; Lorisidae
Gene: MS4A7
Product: membrane spanning 4-domains A7
Exons: 7
Coding region: 258-926 (222 amino acids)
Biological process (GO): cell surface receptor signaling pathway
Cellular component (GO): plasma membrane; trans-Golgi network
Source: RefSeq, a predicted model, not a curated record
GGGGGUGGAGAGCAGAACAGUGAGAUCGUUCUGGUAGGAAGGGCCAGUGGGCGGUUCCGGCUGAGAGCUCCCCAGAGGUGGAGGACCAGCCACAACACACAGGUCCGAGCUGUGAGAACAGGAACAGGUAAGCACCUCAGUUUGGUUUGUGACUUUUGAGGGAGAUUGAGUGCUUUUGAACAGACAGCCCAGGAAUCAAACUCUCGUCCUGUCUCUACACCUGACUACCUGCCUGCGGGAAUCGCACCAUCAGCAUCAUGGUAUCACAGGCCAAAACCAAAGGGGCUAUUGACACCUUCACUCCAGAGGGCACAGUUAUCCCCAAAACAGAGAAACCUGAACACACUUACCAAAAAGACAAUUACCAACAGAAUGAUCUGCAAAAAGAAGCCACAGUUCUUGGGACUAUCCAAAUCCUAUGUUGCCUGCUGAUUUUAAGUUUGGGGGCCAUUUUGGUUUCUGCUUCCUACCCCUCCCACUUCGAUCCAGCGAUUUCCAAGGUGUUGAUGUCCGGGUACCCAUUUGUAGGAGCUCUGUGUUUUGGUGUUGCUGGAUCUCUCUCAAUUGUCUCUGGAAUAAAAUCAACUAAGCCCCUUGCCCUGAGCAGCCUCAUCUCAAAUGCAGUGAGUUCUGUCAGCGCUGGAGCAGGCCUCCUCCUCCUCGCCGAUGGCCUGGUGACCUUGGGGACAGCCUCUCAACACUGUGACUCAGACAAGGAAUCUCUCUCCUCUUUGCCUUAUUCGGAGUACUAUUACUCAUUGUAUGAAGUAAAGGACUGUCUCUCAACCCGUGUUAGUCUAACGGGUGCUCUGGUGGUGAUGCUCACAUUCACUGUGCUGGAGCUCUUACUAGCUGCAUAUGCUUCUGUCUUUUGGUGGAAACAGCUCUACGCUGAGAACCCUGGGAGUAAAUUAUCCUUGCCUUAAUCAGAAGAUCAUAUCCAAUAUGCCCAGAAGAGUUCUUCAUUAGAAGAAAAAGGAAGAAAAAGCUGACAUGCAUGCAAAGUAUGAUUAGACUUUCCUGAAAUCUCAGCCAUUUUAGAUACUGUAAAAUAGAUUUUUUUUAAGAGAAACUUUUGUUUUGUACUUGUCCAGCACGUGUCAUUUAAUUUCUCUUGGAAAUAAUUUCCCAGAAGCCCAGGUCAGUAAAAUGUUAUUAGCCAGACUUCCAAAAUGGCCAUGCACGUUAUAGACAUCUCUAGGUAAAGUGAGUAGAAAGUGAUUCAUCUGUCUCUAUAUAAGAACAGAAAAUGUGAACCCUUGUGCUCUUGUGGCUACACAGGUUCUGUUGCUGUAUUAUUUUUACACACACAUUGCUUAAAUAUUAGAUAG